This is a messenger RNA of Vavraia culicis subsp. floridensis, 376 nucleotides long. RefSeq lists its product as uncharacterized. The record is from RefSeq and is a predicted model, not a curated record. The coding region runs from base 1 to 315 and encodes 104 amino acids. The transcript has a single exon. NCBI's taxonomy places the organism in Eukaryota, Fungi, Microsporidia, Pleistophoridae.
AUGGAACACGAAGUGCUGUACGUCAGCUAUAAACUACCUUCACGACUGGUACUGCAGGUAAUAAAAUCUACCUGCUCCGUAUACACGGCACGAACACUGAGAUGGUUUGGUAAUUUAGGAAGUGUAAAGCACAAAUCAGGAAUUUUUGGCAACAACUCGUAUUGGCACCUUCAACAUGCGCUUGUGUUGGUGUUGCCGCAGAAGGGUGUUUUACUUAACGUUGGCAUUGAGAGACGUAAUUUUAGCGUUAUAAAGGUAAAAUGUGAGGUAACCUGCAAACAGCUGCAGCAGAAGUAUGCAGUGUUGAAAGCAUAGCACGUUGAAAUUACUCUUGAAUGCUGAAGAAAUGUGGGAGAUAAACCGCAGCAGUAUUAUG